GGGAAGUUGCUGUCACCGUCUGCUGUCUUUGCAGCCCCCAGGCCUGCUGCGGAGUGUCCAGAUCUGGAGGCACUUAGAGAGCUGCAGUAGCCCAGAGGUUCAGAGAGCCAGUGGGGCUGCUGGAGAAGCAGCCCGAGCACAGUGACAGUGACAGAGCAAAACUCACCGAGCCGAUCCUGUCUGCCCUGCGAACGAGCCAGCCGAGAGAGGGCAGCUCGCGGGUCGGCCAGUCCUCCAGCCCUGCAAGUGCCUCCCCCAUCCGCUGCUGAGCCAUGGCUGAGGGGGAAAUCACGACCUUCUCGGCCCUCACCGAGAAGUUUAACCUGCCUUCGGGGAACUACAAGAAGCCCAAGCUACUCUACUGCAGUAACGGGGGCCACUUCCUGAGGAUCCUGCCCGACGGCACAGUGGACGGGACGAGGGACCGGAGCGACCAGCACAUCCAGCUGCAGCUGAGUGCGGAAAGCGCGGGCGAGGUGUAUAUAAAGGGUACCGAGACCGGCCAGUACUUGGCUAUGGACACUGACGGGCUCUUAUACGGCUCACAGACACCAAAUGAGGAAUGCCUGUUCUUGGAACGGCUGGAGGAAAACCAUUAUAACACCUAUGUAUCGAAGAAGCACGCGGAGAAAAAUUGGUUUGUGGGCCUCAAGAAGAAUGGGAGCUGCAAGCGUGGUCCUCGGACUCACUAUGGCCAGAAAGCGAUCUUGUUUCUCCCCCUGCCAGUGUCCUCUGACUAGAGAAGUGUGUUCUGGGUGCUUCCCACUUUGGUUCACCCCAAAAUGUUCCCUGACCAUUGGCUGCAUUAACCUUCAGCCCACAGAGCCUGAAUUUGUCAGUAACGCGCUUCUAAGUCUCCAGCUCACUUUUCUGCUGAGCCCUUUCCCCAGUACACUUUGGAACAGAGAGACCAACGUGCUUCUAGGGGCCAACUGGCUGGCCAGUUAGGGUCUGGGUCAGAAUGUCCAGUUGCUCUAUGACACCGCUACAGGCUGAACCCCAUAGUGCAAAAAUGGGGCCAUGUGAAGUGUGGGUUUGCCACAUAGGUCUUUAUAGCUGCAUGCAAUUUCUCCUAUCGAGUCAGCCCUUGCUGCAAGUCCCCAAACACCUGCCAGGACACCUGCCCUUCCUUCUGCCAGCACCCCUCAGAUACUAUCAGCAAAACUAACAAUGAAGUUAGAAGGGUCCAGGGUUCCAUGAUGGAGACAGAAAUCCCCCCUUAAGCACAGAAGGGACUGAAAAUGGAAAGGGGGUGACAUUCUGAUGUAGAAUGAGGGAGGGAGGGUGAGGCAGGAGGGAGGGCAGCACAGAUCCAUGGCCCUGGUGGUCAUUACCAAGUUACAUAGGAGCAGAAAGCCUGUGAGGUCAGGGAGAAAACCCUGGACGUGGUUUCUCCAUAAAAGCAAGGCCAGCCUAUACUGGGGAAGCUUAUGUCAGUCUGCGGCAGUGAGUAUGUGAUUAAUGAGGAAGAAAGGGUACCACUAUCUGCAGGAUGCUAGCCUAAAAAAGGAUCAUUACAGAAGUGAGGAGGAAAGAAAAAGCGACACCAAGCCACGGUGUGCAUGGCCCCCAAGAUGCGGGGUUUUGGGUGUCUUAGCAUGGUGUCCCCCAACUCCAUGCGCACACAGAUCAUCUGGGGCUCUGGUUUGAACACUGAUCCCGAUUUGGUGGGGCUGUGAUGGGCUUUCUGUGUUUCCAACAGGCUUGCAGUUCCGAUAGAUGCUGUUGGCUUCCCAACCAUGCCGUAAGGACAUCUUAAAUGUUAUUCAAACACCAAGUUAGCUCAACCCCAACCCGCCCCCCACCUCUGCCUCACUGCAAACACACAUACCACAGGCAUCUCCCUGAACAUUCUGGCAGCAUCCAUGGUAGUCCUGCCUACAUUAAGGAACUAGUUUUUGAGGCACUUUGGCCCAGUGCCUUUAAAAUGCCCACUGAGAAGAUAUACAAAGCAUACUUCAAAAAAAGAAAACGUUAAACCCUGCUCUGAACUUUUCCCAGGAGACCAUUUCUGGUACCAUUACUUUUAUAAACAGGCUUUCCUGCUUAAAGUAAACUUGACCCAAGUGGCUAGCAAAUUAGAAAUGCCAUUCAUCUCUUAUAUAGGACACUGAAGCCAUGGAAAGGCCUUUAAUAAGCAAGUUCGAUAUACUGUGAGACUAUGUUUUCAUUACCUUUCUAUAUAGCUUAAAGGCAUUCAGCAGAUCAGUAACCAGCCUCUGAGAGUGAUAAUAGCAUAGGACAUAGAGGCUAACAUUUUGUCUUCCACAAUGCUGUCACAAUUUCCUUUAACAAGUGAGACCCAAGCAAUGCUAUAACUGUCGAUAAAAACCCAUGACAGUGUGAGCUCGUUUAACAUGAGCUGAAGUAAUUAGUAUUUGGAGAACAAUUCCCUAUAACUGAACUGUCACAUUUAGGAUUGGAGGAAAAUGACAGUUUGAAAGUUCAAAGUGCUCUGUACAACUGAGGAACCAAGUUAAUUGACAUUGUGGUUAACAGUCAUCUUCUGCUUUCUUUUGGCAAGAGAUUUCAUGAUUUUUGUUUGUCGGCUUCUCUAACUUGGGUAAAAUGAUUCUGUUUUGUUUUAGUAAGUCUUUUAAGAGGAUAAUGCAGUGUGGCUCAACAUCUCUUUAGUAUAAAUAACUGGCCAGUUAAAAGAGCCCAGAGAGGAAAUCUAAGAUAUUUGUCAUGGUCAGAAUUUUUAUUAUAUGAAUCAAAUACAAAUUAAGCGUCUCUGCUCACAGAUGAGAUGGAGCCUGUGAAUUCAGAGACCCAAAGCACUGCUGCAGAUUAUGACUUUCACCAUCAGCCCCUCCCCCACCCAUGGGUACUGCAGGCCUACUGUGUGCGAGGCACCGGUGUGGGUACUGGAGCCCCUGGGGACAGGGUCUGUUUUGCGCACUGCCAUAUCCCCUUCCCAGGGCAUUAUACGUAUGAUAAAAGAUGCCGUAGGUUCAGAUCUUUCAGUCACGUCAAAACACGAAUCCAUAGGUUCCUGCUAAAGAAACAACAAGACCUAGAAAUGCUGGCUUUAGGAAAAUUCACAAACCCCAACCUAAGAUCCCCUACCACAAAAGGCAUUGAGGACAAGCAAAGCAAAGUAGACCUACCACUUCCAACUUUAGCCCUGAGUCCGUUUUGGGGGGAGAUGGGCUGCUGUCAAGUCAGGAAAAGACCCUGUCCGUUUCUGUAGGAAGGGAGCAGCGGACAGUUCCCUGGACCAUGGGGAACAUGAAACAUGGGAACAUGCGCACUGAGCUCGCUCUUCCUGGAGUCUUGCAGCCAUCUGCCUGUCACGUGCCUCUCAUGAGCAUGCCUUCUCAAGAUGACUGGAAUGAAGUGGUCAAGAUUCUUCAAAGUGUGGGCAAAGUGUGGCCUUUUGAUAGUUGGUGACACAGCAGAGAUGGAACUGGCUGUUUCUCCCAAUGGCCAGCAGUGUGUACAUGUGAAAAGAUGAUUGGUGCAUCAAUGGUUGCUGUAGACGGGGCCCUUGCUUUGCAUGGAAGGCAGUGGAGCCCAUGUCCUCAGCUUUGCAGGCAUGCUACUGACACCCACCACGCUCCCCAGCCGCAAAGCAGACCUCUGGUGCAGAUGAUGAGAGCCUGUCAUUUUACACCACUCUUUCUCUUUCACUGUAUCACACUCUGCACCUUACGACCAUUAAUAAAUGUUCCGUUACCGAUGGCA
Messenger RNA from Jaculus jaculus (lesser Egyptian jerboa), 3687 nucleotides. It is a transcript of the gene Fgf1, whose product is annotated as fibroblast growth factor 1. The coding region runs from base 273 to 740 and encodes 155 amino acids. Gene Ontology annotation, molecular function: fibroblast growth factor receptor binding; growth factor activity. Lineage: Eukaryota; Metazoa; Chordata; Mammalia; Rodentia; Dipodidae. The record is from RefSeq and is a predicted model, not a curated record. The transcript has 5 exons. Gene Ontology annotation, cellular component: cytoplasm. Gene Ontology annotation, biological process: cell differentiation; animal organ morphogenesis; regulation of cell migration.